CACCCCACCUCUCCCUCUGCCGCUGAGUGCCUGCUGCUGCUGUCUCUUGCGUUCCAUUCUCAGAAACGCUGAAAAGUGUUCCGAAGCCAACCUCCUCGGCUUCACAGCUGUGAGUGUAAACAUACCUAAAUAUCACAUAAUUUAUUGUCGAGGUGAAAUCGACUAGUUAAGCACUGAACGUAGUUGGAGACCAUCGUUAAAUCAGAACUCGAAUUAUGAUAAGCAAAAUGGGAGGAAAGUCGCCGCUCGCUCACUGAAGUUGGAGGUUCUCCUUGUGGAAGAGGAAUAGGUGGCGCGGCAAUACCACAAGCACUCUCUCAAAGAGAAAGAGUGGGCGGAACCUUCCUAAAUACCUCAUCCAUUGAGGUGGGCUAAAAUGAGUAUAACCAGUGACGAAGUGAACUUCUUGGUCUACAGAUAUCUCCAAGAAUCAGGUUUCUCCCACUCGGCUUUCACCUUUGGCAUCGAGAGCCACAUUAGCCAGUCCAACAUCAAUGGAACGCUAGUGCCCCCUGCAGCCCUGAUCUCCAUCCUGCAGAAGGGCCUCCAGUAUGUGGAGGCAGAGAUCAGCAUCAAUGAGGAUGGCACUGUGUUUGACGGGCGGCCCAUCGAGUCGUUGUCGCUUAUCGACGCGGUGAUGCCAGACGUAGUGCAGACGCGGCAACAGGCCUUCCGCGACAAACUGGCCCAGCAACAGGCCUGCGGUAUGGCCGACAGCGCCUUGGGUCACCAGGGCAACACACCAAAGAACGGAGAGCCUAUGCUGAAUGGAGACGAGAACGGCACUCACAACAUGAAUAACCACAGUGAGCAGAUGGAGAUGGAUGUGGAUGUGGAGAUCCCAGCCAGCAAGGCCACGGUCCUGCGAGGCCACGAGUCCGAGGUGUUCAUCUGUGCCUGGAACCCAGUCAGCGCCCUGCUGGCCUCAGGUUCUGGGGACUCGACAGCCAGGAUCUGGAACCUGAAUGAGAACAGUAACUCGAGCUCCACCCAACUGGUGCUGCGUCACUGCAUCCGAGAGGGAGGCCAAGACGUCCCCAGCAACAAAGACGUCACCUCACUGGACUGGAAUAGCGAAGGGACUCUUCUAGCAACAGGGUCCUACGAUGGAUUUGCAAGGAUAUGGACGAAAGACGGUAAUCUGGCGAGCACUUUGGGGCAACACAAAGGGCCCAUAUUUGCACUGAAGUGGAAUAAGAAGGGGAACUCUAUCCUCAGUGCUGGUGUAGAUAAGACGACAAUCAUUUGGGAUGCACACACAGGAGAGGCCAAGCAGCAAUUCCCUUUCCACUCAGCCCCAGCUCUGGACGUGGACUGGCAGAACAACUCCACCUUCGCCUCCUGCAGCACGGACAUGUGCAUCCAUGUGUGUCGGCUGGGCAGCGACCGCCCUCUCAAGACCUUCCAGGGACACACGAAUGAAGUUAACGCGAUUAAGUGGGAUCCAUCAGGAAUGCUGCUGGCCUCCUGCUCUGACGACAUGACUUUAAAGAUCUGGAGUAUGAAACAGGACGUGUGUGUCCACGACCUCCAGGCUCACAGCAAAGAAAUAUACACAAUCAAGUGGAGCCCGACAGGCCCUGGAACCAGCAACCCCAACUCCAACAUCAUGCUCGCUAGUGCCUCGUUUGACUCCACGGUGCGCCUGUGGGACGUGGAGCGGGGCGUGUGCAUCCACACGCUGACCAAACACCAGGAGCCCGUCUACAGCGUGGCCUUCAGCCCCGACGGGCGCCACCUGGCCAGCGGCUCCUUCGACAAGUGUGUCCACAUCUGGAACACCAUGACGGGGGCCUUGGUACACAGCUACAGGGGGACUGGCGGCAUAUUCGAGGUCUGCUGGAACAGCACUGGAGACAAAGUGGGCGCCAGCGCCUCCGAUGGAUCGGUAUGCGUUCUUGAUCUACGAAAAUAGCAUCCUAGCAGUGACUUUGAGGACAGACCAUGGAUUGUGCAGUGAAAGGCCAUCUGACAUCAGCAAACACACUCUCCAGCAGGACUGGCAGUGUUGACAACGUCCUCAGUGGAACCACACUUCAGGAGUGUGAGAACCUUUAGAAAACCAAAACCUCCUAAACGUCUGUUAGAACUCCCAUGGACGUUCUCCAGUGGGAGACCACAAAGGGGUUCUGCUGGGAGAAUCCACUGGGCUGGACUGAAGCCAGUCCAACUGAUUUGACCCUCUGUCUGAGGAGAUGAUGUAACAUGCUGUCGUUCUCCUGGCCUGUGGUCUAGCUGCUCACUGGCUGAGGUUCUGAAACCUCCGGAAAGAAGGUGUGCACAGGAGGAGGUGUGAAAACAGACAAAUCAGUGUUGAUGUGUGUUUGCCGAUGAAUCAUGAAAGAUUGUGUUUUAGAACUUCUAAGCGCAAAUGUUCCUCCAUGAUUUGAGUAACAAUAGGAAGGCUCAAGGAGAGUAACAUCAUAAGCGAUACUCUAGCAUCCUCAAUUGAAAAAAUGCUUAACUUCUCCUCAGUGGAGAAUGGCUUGUUUCAAGAGUACUUCUUGUCGAAUUUGUCAUAAAUUGACUUUUAGAAGUCUGAAAAAUAUGUCGCUGAGAGAGUAGUUCUGAGCUCACAUUUAAUAACAUCAUGGUCAGCAACAACAAAAAACUGCCAAGUUCAAACGAAGUUUGGUUUACUAGAGGAUAAACAUUUUGGUGGGCGUCUGUACAAGAUGCCAAAGGUGUAUAUUCUCCCCUCUGGAUGUAAAUUUAAUGAAUGUAAAGAUAUGUAAAUUAGAUAAAUACACAGACUUAUAUACUGUGUAUAUAUGUUUAUAUACAGUACACUUUAAUGUCAUCUUGGGGCUCAACACUGGCUAGAGCUUCUUUCCUAAUACUUUACAAGACCCUGGAUAACUGGUGCAUGACAGACAUAUUUCUUUUGUCACAUUCUCUGUUCUUUUAUUCUGCCAAUUAUGCAUACAGUAUAUUAAGGUGCUUUGUCAGUAAUGUGUGACAUUGGUUUGGAUCUCAGUUAUACUGUUCCUCAUCUCUAAGGCUUUUCUGCUUUGAAGCCAUGUGGGAUCUGUGCCUCAGCAACGCCUGCUGCAGCAGACCACCCAGUGGACAGAAUGGGACUGAACAAGAGUGCCCGGUCACCUGCUUUGCUUCGUAGCCCCAAGGCUCUUGGAUUUCCCAUUUCUGGAACAGGAUAUUGCAACUCUUGUGACAUCUCGUCUGUGAUUAGCCUGGCGUCUGGGGAGCUGAACAGACAGACACCACAUGGACUGACCUGAAAUAAGAGCCAACUUUUAUCUCAAUUCUUCAAUGCUGCUGCAGUAACAAAGUGUCAUGGGUCAUCUACUGAGCUGUUCUAACAACCCUUCUCUAUUUGACACCUUCCCCUGAUCAGUCGUGUAGAAACCCAGUAUCUUAUUUGUACUGCCUGAGCGUUCUCUGGUUGGUCAAGUGAAAGUACUGCUGUUGCUUCUAAGCUGUGAUUGGUUUAGUUGGGUUGAGGUCCCGAUGUUGCCACCGCCUGAUUUAAUUGGUCAGAUCUGACUUCUUAUUUGAAUGCCUGUAUUAUGGGCUUAGCUUUAAUUGUGUGCAGUAUGUCUGUCUGCUUCAGCUUACUGGGGUUAUAUUGUGAGAGCAGUGUCUACAAACUAACAGGCCACCACUUUGAUAUGCCUUUUUCUGGUCCCUUCACUCUUUCAGUAAAGCAAAUUUUUAGAGCAAUGUUAAGUGCACUUUUUCAGGGUAGGGUCAGCUUAUGUUUCGGAUUUGCGUAAAGAGAUAAGGCCAGCAUUUUAUUUCCUAUCGCAUUUUUCUUUUCUUUUUUUACACAUAAUUCUUUUUUUUUUGCAGAGAGCCAUUAUUGUCUGUGUCAGACUGAGAAUGGGGCUGUUAUUUGGGGGCCAUCUUGGCUUGCUGAGGGGCCCAGUGUGAAACAAGUGCUGUGACAGCUAUCUUUCUCCCACUCCCAACCAGGGUGUGUGCUCACCUGUUUCCAAGACGAUAAAGUCAACACUCAAAUGUCUCAAAUAAAUCACUCUAUUUUGAUACUAGAAA
Molecule: messenger RNA, 4014 nt
Organism: Osmerus eperlanus (European smelt)
Lineage: Eukaryota; Metazoa; Chordata; Actinopteri; Osmeriformes; Osmeridae
Gene: tbl1x
Product: transducin beta like 1 X-linked
Exons: 15
Coding region: 377-1915 (512 amino acids)
Biological process (GO): regulation of transcription by RNA polymerase II
Cellular component (GO): histone deacetylase complex
Molecular function (GO): protein binding; transcription corepressor activity
Source: RefSeq, a predicted model, not a curated record